Aspergillus chevalieri is the source of this 1071-nucleotide messenger RNA. RefSeq names its product putative mitochondrial 2-oxodicarboxylate carrier protein. The coding region runs from base 1 to 1071 and encodes 356 amino acids. Gene Ontology annotation, biological process: transmembrane transport. Lineage: Eukaryota; Fungi; Ascomycota; Eurotiomycetes; Eurotiales; Aspergillaceae. The transcript has 3 exons. The record is from RefSeq and is a predicted model, not a curated record.
AUGUCUCAAACAAACACCCAGAAGCCGCUCCCCUUCGGCUACCAGUUCGCUGCUGGUGCUGUUGCCGGUGUGUCUGAGAUUCUUGUCAUGUAUGUGCGAUUAUUAAUUCCUUGUUCCUUAUUCCUUAUCACACGGCGAUAUCGGCGUCGUAAUCGGAUUCGAAAUCGGGCGCAUUGGCUAACAUGUGAACAGGUACCCGUUGGAUGUGGUCAAAACAAGAGUGUACGCUUGAUUGUUCCUGGGUUUCAAUGCGCUGUGCUGACUGUGUAUAGUCAACUCCAGACCAAUGUCGCCGCCGCAAGCGAAGAGGGAUACAAUGGCAUGUUCGACUGCUUCCGCAAGAUCAUCAAGAAUGAGGGUCCCUCCCGUCUAUACCGCGGAAUCUCCGCCCCCAUCCUAAUGGAAGCCCCCAAGCGCGCCACCAAAUUCGCCGCCAACGACAGCUGGGGCUCCUUCUACCGUAACCUCUUCGGCGCCGAGAAGCAAACCCAAGGCCUAGCAACCCUCACUGGCGCUACCGCAGGAGCCACGGAAGCCUUCGUCGUCGUGCCCUUCGAACUCGUCAAGAUCCGUCUGCAAGACCGCUCCUCCGCCGGGAAAUACAACGGCAUGUUCGACGUCGUCCGGAAGAUCGUCGCGACAGAGGGUCCGCUCGCCAUGUACAACGGCCUCGAGUCCACCCUGUGGCGCCACAUCCUGUGGAACGGAGGAUACUUUGGCUGUAUCUUCCAGGUGCGCGCGCAGCUGCCCAAGGCCGAGGUUGGUAACAAGGCGCAGCAGACCCGCAACGAUCUGAUCGCUGGUACAGUCGGUGGUAUCAUGGGAACCGUGCUGAACACUCCCAUGGAUGUUGUCAAGUCGCGGAUCCAGAACACCACCAAGGUGCCCGGACAGGUGCCCAAGUACAACUGGGCAUGGCCUGCUGUUGCGACUGUGAUGAAGGAGGAGGGCUUUGGUGCGCUGUACAAGGGAUUUAUCCCUAAGGUGCUGCGUUUGGGCCCUGGUGGUGGUAUUUUGCUGGUUGUGUUUACUGGUGUGAUGGACUUUUUCCGUAAGAUGCGGGGAGAGUAA